Molecule: messenger RNA, 637 nt
Organism: Podarcis muralis (Common wall lizard)
Lineage: Eukaryota; Metazoa; Chordata; Lepidosauria; Squamata; Lacertidae
Source: RefSeq, a predicted model, not a curated record
CUCGGUUGACGUCACUUCCCGCGGCUCCUUCUCCCCGCCCCACCCCCUCACGGCGAUAAGUUUCCCGUCAUCCCCCGCGCAUCCUCCUUUCGCCUCGCGCGGCCAAGAUGGCGGACACGCAGACUGAGAGGGCGUAUCAGAAGCAGCCCACAAUCUUCCAGAACAAAAAACGUGUGCUCUUGGGAGAGACUGGCAAAGAGAAACUCCCCCGCUACUACAAGAACAUUGGUCUGGGCUUCAAGACCCCCAAAGAGGCCAUCGAAGGCACAUACAUUGACAAAAAAUGUCCUUUCACUGGCAAUGUGUCAAUUCGGGGCCGCAUUUUAUCAGGCGUGGUCACCAAGAUGAAGAUGCAGCGCACUAUUGUGAUCCGCAGGGACUACUUGCACUACAUCCGCAAGUACAACCGCUUUGAGAAACGGCACAAGAACAUGUCUGUGCACCUGUCCCCUUGCUUCAGGGAUGUGCAGAUCGGAGAUAUUGUGACUGUGGGCGAGUGCCGUCCUCUCAGCAAGACGGUCCGGUUCAACGUCCUCAAGGUGACCAAGGCUGCCGGCACCAAGAAGCAGUUCCAAAAGUUCUAAAGUGGCUCCUCAUGGCUCUCCUUGGGAUGCUCAAAUAAACCUUUUGUAAAGAC